GCCGGUUGAUAACUUGGACUAGACCCCAUUGUGAGAAAAGAAACUGCGUACCGUUUUAACUUCCUGAUAAUCCACUCUAUGACGUUUGGAUUCCUCAAAACAAGAAGGGAUUACGAGCCAAAUCAGCAAAGACCAAACAAAAGCAGAGAUUUCAUUAUCCACUGAGCUUCUUCUGCCACAUAGUCAAAUCCACAAUCUUUCUCUCUAGAGCUAAACCAAAAGAAGAUGGCAGCUUCCUCUUCUCCAUUUCUCCUUUUACCUCUAGCAUCUAGAAACGGUCCAACCCUCAGGACUCCAAGAUGUAUAUCUACAAGAGUCAUCAUAGCUUCAGAAACAAGAGACAAAAGCUGUAAAACCAAUACUCUUUCUAGCCGUAGAGAGGCAAUGCUAUUGGUUCUCGGCGUGUCAGGGCUCUCAAUGAGCUACUCUCAUGCUACUUACGCAGCUGGUUUACCUCCAGAGGAUAAACCGAGGCUUUGUGAAGCAGAAUGCGAGAAAGAGCUUGAAAAUGUUCCAUUGGUAACUACAGAGUCAGGGCUUCAGUAUAAAGAUAUAAAAGUGGGUAAAGGCCCUAGUCCCCCUGUUGGUUUUCAGGUUGCUGCUAACUAUGUAGCCAUGGUUCCUUCAGGGCAGAUUUUUGACAGUUCUCUGGAGAAAGGUCUACCGUAUCUGUUCCGAGUUGGGUCUGGCCAGGUGAUCAAGGGACUAGAUGAGGGACUCUUGAGUAUGAAAGCUGGUGGCAAACGCAGACUCUACAUUCCAGGGCCUUUGGCGUUUCCAAAGGGUCUAGUCUCAGCUCCGGGGAGGCCAAGAGUUGCACCAAACAGUCCAGUGGUAUUUGAUGUGAGCUUAGAGUACAUUCCAGGGCUCGAGUCAGAUGACGAGUGAAACUAUUUUUUUUUUUUUUUUUUUUAAGUUCAGAUUGUAAUAUGAAAUACAUACAUUACUUGCUUUUAUGUAAUGUUUUCUCAUUUCUAUUUCUAUUUUCAUUUUGCUGUAAAAAAAACAGCCUCGGCUUUUCAGUUCCUUCACCCUUACAUAAAAGUUUGGUGUCUCAUUUCU
This is a messenger RNA of Eruca vesicaria subsp. sativa (arugula), 1062 nucleotides long. The record is from the annotation of a GenBank genome assembly. NCBI's taxonomy places the organism in Eukaryota, Viridiplantae, Streptophyta, Magnoliopsida, Brassicales, Brassicaceae.